AUGGCCCGUGAAACGAACUCGGAACUCCAGCAACGCAACGAAAUGCACCUAGUUCGCCAGGCCACAAUGGCCGUUGCGAGCCGCACUUCAAGACGCCAAACCGAACGUGAACGCUUCUCGUCAGGCCAGCGCACUGACCAUGAAGAAGCGGACUCGUUGCACCCCAUCUUUGAUCGGCGUACCUGGAAUGUUGGAAAAGGCCGGAAGUGUACUCAAACUGGCAAAGACAUGCUUUUCAUGCUCCUGGCAACCGUCAAAUCUGGAGGGACGUGGGAGUUCUUGGCAGCCCUCUUUGGUUUUCAGGCGCCAACGUUUGAGAAAAUGAUGACACGGUUCUUGUCCAAGAUUCACCAACACGUCUACGAAUUGUUUGUUGAGGACGAGGUUGCCGUUCGUACAAUGAGCCACUUGGUUGCUACUGGAAAGACAUUUCAAAACUUCCCCGCGGCACUCUUCGCAGUUGACGCAACGUUUCAGCAAAGCAACAGACCGCUUGGCAACCAUAACGAGGCCUUGUUUGCCUUCAGUGGCAAGCACCAUCUAUACGGGAAAAAG
Aphanomyces invadans is the source of this 555-nucleotide messenger RNA. RefSeq lists its product as hypothetical. The record is from RefSeq and is a predicted model, not a curated record. The annotation marks the transcript as partial. Lineage: Eukaryota; Oomycota; Saprolegniomycetes; Saprolegniales; Verrucalvaceae. The transcript is spliced from 2 exons.